Penicillium soppii is the source of this 1215-nucleotide messenger RNA. It is a transcript of the gene end3, whose product is annotated as cytoskeletal adaptor protein SagA. The transcript is spliced from 3 exons. Gene Ontology annotation, cellular component: nucleus; plasma membrane; mating projection tip. Lineage: Eukaryota; Fungi; Ascomycota; Eurotiomycetes; Eurotiales; Aspergillaceae. Gene Ontology annotation, biological process: actin filament organization; actin cortical patch assembly; endocytosis. The record is from RefSeq and is a predicted model, not a curated record. The coding region runs from base 1 to 1215 and encodes 404 amino acids. Gene Ontology annotation, molecular function: calcium ion binding; protein binding.
AUGUCGGCCAAAAAGAUUGAGCAAUGGGAAAUUGAGCGAUACUGGGAGAUUUUUGCCUCAUUAUCAAAUGGCCAGAAACACCUGAACAGCUCCCAAGCCGCCUCCGUACUGAGGAACAGCCGGCUGCGCGAUGACCAACUGGAGAAGGUCUGGGAUAUUGCCGAUGUUGAUGGAGAUGGAGAGCUGGACUUCGAGGAAUUCUGCGUUGCCAUGCGCCUAGUGUUUGACUUGGUCAAUGGCGAACUACAAGAAGUCCCGAAUGUUCUGCCAGACUGGCUCGUCCCAGAAUCUAAAUCACAUCUCGUCCAUGCGACCCGAGCACUAAGCAGCGGACAAGAGCAGUUCGAGCGCAUAGAAGACGAGGACGACACCCUCGGCUUGAAGGAUGGUUUCGACUGGUACAUGAAGCCUAACGAUAAGACCAAGUAUGCCGAGAUCUACGAUGCCAACCGGAACGCCCGUGGCCAGGUAGAAUUCCAACAAUUACAGCCCCUCUACGAAUCGCUCGAUGUCCCCGACACCGACGUCCGCUCCGCAUGGAACCUCGUAAACCCCUCCGCGUCAUCCGCAAUUAACAAAGACGCCACGCUCGCCUUCUUGCACAUCCUGAACUACCGCCACGAAGGCUUCCGCAUCCCGCGCACGAUUCCCGCCUCACUGCGCGCUUCCUUCGAGAACAACCAGAUCGACUACCAAGUUGACAAGGCGCGGCCCGCACAGCGCUACGGCGCAGAUGGCGAGACAGAAACACGGACAGGGCGCAAGGCCAAAUUCGGCGACACCUACCUUAGUCGGCUAGGUGUUGGCGGCAAAGGCUCAUACCAGCCCAAGGGCACCGAUUUUAGUGACACGAUCCAAGACGAGGAGUGGGAGAAGGUGCGGCUGCGUCGCGAGCUUGCGGAGCUAGAGUCAAAGCUCAACUCAGCCAACAAAGCUUCGGAUUCUAGACGGGAUCGACCGCGGAAUGAUGGCCGGCCCAACUGGGUUCUCAUCAAGAAAGAGGCACUUUCUCUGCUGGAGUAUAAGGAGCGCGAACUUCGCGAGCUGCGUGAGGGAUCUGGCCGCGCCAAGGACGGUCAGGAUUUGGAGCGACUGCGGGCGGACGUGAAGACCGUUGGAGAACAAGUGGAUAGUUUAAAGGCCCAUAUGUCUCAACGGCACGAUGUUCUUUCGGAUCUCCGCAGCCAGAUCGAAGAUGAGAAAGCUCGGAGGUGA